Patiria miniata (bat star) is the source of this 1888-nucleotide messenger RNA. Its product is annotated as ADP-ribosylation factor-like protein 2. Bases 153 to 707 code for a protein of 184 amino acids. The transcript has 5 exons. The record is from RefSeq and is a predicted model, not a curated record. NCBI's taxonomy places the organism in Eukaryota, Metazoa, Echinodermata, Asteroidea, Valvatida, Asterinidae. Gene Ontology annotation, molecular function: GTP binding; GTPase activity. Gene Ontology annotation, biological process: protein folding. Gene Ontology annotation, cellular component: microtubule cytoskeleton; cytoplasm.
GCUGUAAACCAGACGAGCGACGUUAGUUUUUAUUUGAUCACUUGGUGGCGCUAUACAACUUUACCGGUUGGCUAGAUAUCGAGAAAAACUAGAAUACGGCUAUUUUGGUCAGUGAUUUGUCAACAAUUAACGGCCACACACCUUCCCUCAACAUGGGAUUGUUGACAAUUUUGAAGAAGAUGAAACAGAAGGAAAAGGAAGUUCGACUUCUAAUGCUUGGACUGGACAAUGCUGGCAAGACAACAAUUCUAAAGAAAUUCAACGGGGAAGACAUCAGUACGAUCUCUCCAACCCUCGGGUUCAACAUCAAAACAUUGGAGCACAGAGGCUUUAAGCUGAAUGUGUGGGAUGUUGGCGGCCAGAAGUCACUACGAUCGUACUGGAGGAACUACUUUGAGAGUACAGAUGGCUUGAUUUGGGUCGUUGACAGCGCUGAUAGGAGGAGACUAUUAGAUUGUAAACAGGAGCUUCAUUCCCUGCUUCUGGAAGAGAGAUUAGCGGGAGCUACUCUAUUAGUAUUUGCUAACAAACAGGAUUUACCCGGAUCCUUACCUGCAGAUGACAUUAGACAGACAUUAGAGCUUGAUGACAUCAAGACUCACCACUGGCUGAUAAUUGGCUGCAGUGCCGUCACCGGCGACAACUUACUUCAAGGUAUUGACUGGUUAGUGUCAGAUAUCGCAUCCAGGAUUUUUACCAUGGACUGAUGAUGGAUAUUAAAGCAGCUCAUUCAGUCUUCAGAGGGAUCCUUAAAUCCCACCACAGUUUGGGAUUGCAACAGAAUAAAGUGUGUGCUUACCGAGUCUGCUGGAACCCUAAGAGAUAUAGUUCAUAAGUUUGUCAGACCCGCCAAAAAUUAACUUGGAAUCCCAAACAAUAUUUGUCACAUCUGGAUAAUGAAUUCUGUUGGUAUGACAUUGUGCCACUUUUAAUAUAUCUGAGCUCUACACACUCGUCAAUAGUUUUUGGCUGUCUUACGGGAAUGCUUCCCAAUGAGUGCAGAGGUCUCACCCACUGAUAUCAUCCUGUAAGGGUGUGUCACUAGAUCAGUGGUAGUAAUCUGUGCCGGGGGGGGAUGGGGAUGACCAAAAUAUAAAAAGUGCCCUGCGAUGGAAAUUUGAAAAGCGGGAAGGGGGGGGGGGGGGCUGGACACCACAUUACACUAGGGGGCGCUCUUCAGGAUAUAGAUGUAUAUCAAUAUGUAUACUUGCACUUACAUCAAAAAGGCGCAUUUUCAAAGAUUUUGUACUUUGUUUCUCCACUUUUCAGUGCUAUUGAAUACAUUUGGUUGUUGGGAUGUUCAACAAAUAUCUCAAAAUCUAAAAAAAAUGGGGGCGAUGAUUCAAUAGCCCAUCCCCUAUUGGGAGGUAUAUGUACCUCCCUCCCCCCUCCGGGAUUUAGGCCCCUGCACUAGUCUCUUCUUGUUUUAACAGAAGGUUGUGAUUGGGAAUUCACCACAUAAAAGUACUAAUCCCAAACGAAAUGUGCGAGAACAACAGGUGUUUACUUGACGUUUCAGCUAGUAUGCUCUGGUCUCCUCAUAUAACAGUGGGAGCAUAUGGACUGAAACGUUAUACCUCUGGUUCUGCUCAGAAUCGCAAUUCUUGUCUACACUAAGCCGCUUAUUGUGGUAUUCAUUGUUUUCACAAACUUCUUGCAAUUUCACAAACUUCUUGCAAUUAAACUGCAUUUUGAAGGCACAAACCUCGGCUCAUCCACAAAUGCCUACACUUCAAGUCUGUCCUGUGAAUAUAUCUAGGCUGUGACAAUUUGUUUUUGAAUUUUAUUUAAACAAUAUGGAAAGAUUUGUAUUAUAAGUAUUUUUUUUUUAAUUUUAAGCCAAUGUUUUGAUUUUAAUAAAUGCCAAUCCACAUUGUACAAGUUAUAA